GGGGACAGGAAUGAUUCGAGGCUGGUUUCAUAGCUGGAUUAAUCAUCUUUGUUCUGACCUACAACGCCUCUAUCUAUAGGCUGCCACCCACCGGGCAGUACGCACUGUUGUCCAGCGUCUCUCGGAGAGACCGACGCGGUGAGAAGACAGAGAGAGAGGUCAGACAAAGUCACUUCUGUGGUUGAAAAGGGGUGGACGACCAUCUGCCAAGAUUCUCUGAUUCUGCAGGGGUUUUUUCUAUCCAAAUUUUGUACUCUUAUUGUUUAAUAUCUUACCUUGAGGCGGAUAAUAAACCGGCCAACAACAAAAAGGAUUAUUAUCUUACAACCAAGUGCGGAUCAAAUGUGAGUGAGGGAGAUGCGAUGUUGGUGCAGGAAUGACAGCUGCUGAAUGGGAGAGCAAAUAGCAUCUAUAGGGGAGCUUACGUGGAGACCGGCUGAGUAGCCCAACACGACGACCGUGCCCGGUUUUACCGAGCUCACAGAGCGUUUCCUCACUCUUCACAUGCCUUAUAUCUACUCUGGACACUGCUUCCAAGAGAUAUCCCCAACGGUUGGGUGUUUCCUUUAAAUAACCGAUUACUGAGUUUCAACGAAAACGUUGGAGCUCAUGUGGAGACCGAAUGGGCGCACAACGCGGCGGCGCGCCGGUUUAACGGCGUUUUUAUCCACGCUCACAGUUCUACCCCAGUGAAUCAGCGGUGGACUCCGGAUUGCCGUAGGUUAUCGGCUGCCACCGGUCGCGCAGGCCUACCCGCAACGGGCUUUUGAUGCAAACUCAAAGGGAACUAACCGAAACGCAUCGCUUGCCCCGCCACCACUCUAGGAGCCCCGCAGCGCGGCCAGCGUUGCGCGGUGCGAGACCACAGGUUCAAAAAGUGGAUAUGAUUUCUUAUUUGGUUUGAAAAAUUGUCUGACCAGGAGGAGGAUUAUUUAACAUAAGAUUUGCGGAGCGGAGUUCUUCCCCUGGCUUUACCAGAGGGGGAGAUAACCGGAGGAGAAACAGCCUUUACCGGAGAGGAGGAGAGGGAGACGCGCAGAUCUUUGGAUCCAUCUCCCGAGGCCAUCUUUUCUCUUUUCAGUCAAUCUACCAGUCGUCACAAUGCAUCUUCAUGUUGAGUCUUAAUAAAUCACAGCACACCAUAUAGAGUUGCCCUGUUCCCUGUGCAGGAUAAUGGAACGGCUGUGGUUCUCUUUGCUGUUGCUGGCAGCAGCAUGCAGGGGCCAGCCGUGUCCGAAACGCUGUAUGUGCCAGAGCCUUUCUCCAUCGCUCGCUAUUCUCUGCUCCAAGACAGGCUUGCUGUUUGUUCCUGCUGCCAUUGACCGGCGCACCGUGGAGCUACGGCUCCAAGAAAACUUCAUUACAGCUGUCCGAAGAAGGGACUUUGCCAACAUGACCAGCCUGCUACAUCUAACCCUUUCCAGAAACACCAUCAGUCAGAUUCUCCCUUCAGCCUUCUGUGACCUGCGGCGACUGAGAGCACUUCAUCUAGACUCUAAUAGAUUAACUGUGAUAAAGGACGACCAUUUCAAAGGCCUGACCAACCUUCGCCACUUGAUCCUUGCCAGCAACCAGCUCCACUCCAUAUCUCCCCAUGCCUUUGAUGACUUCCUAUCCACACUGGAGGAUCUCGACCUUAGCUACAACAACCUUGCCCAAGUGCCUUGGGACACGAUCGAGCGCCUAACCAACGUCAAUACCCUAAAUAUGGAUCAUAACCUUAUAGAAAAUGUUCCCCAAGGGGUAUUCACCAACCUACACAAGUUGGCCAGGCUAGACAUGACGUCUAACAAGCUGAAGAAAAUUCCCCCGGACCCAUUGUUCCUGAGAAUCCCAGUUUAUGCCAAGUCCAAAGGCUCCCCCCUCACCUCCCUGGUGUUGAGUUUUGGUGGCAACCCCCUUCACUGUAAUUGUGAACUUCUAUGGUUGAGAAGACUGACCAGAGAAGACGAUCUUGAGACAUGCGCCUCUCCUGCUGACCUCAGUGCCAAGUACUUCUGGACAAUACCUGAAGAGGAGUUCAUUUGUGACCAACCAGUUCUGACCCGUAAGUCACCUCAUACAGUGGCUAUGGAAGGCCAGCCUGCCAGCCUGAAGUGCAAGGCAAAUGGCGACCCAGAGCCUGAAGUCCACUGGAUCAGCCCUGAAGGGCGACUUAUAUCUAAUAGCUCCAGAACUUUGGUUUUCUCUAAUGGAAGCCUGGAGAUCAACGUAACAUCCCUGAAGGAUUCAGGUAACUUCACCUGCAUUGCCUCCAACGCAGCAGGUGAAUCCACAGGAAGGGUGGAGCUAGUUGUUACGGUGAUGCCCCAUCUGGCGAACAGCACAAGCCGCAGCCGAGACCCGUCAUCUGAACCUGCCCCCUCUGACAUCCUAACCUCCUCUAAGGUUGCCCUGCCGAACAACGAGACCAGAGGGGCAGACCGGAGGGUCUCACUGGUGGAAUUGACAGGGAACUCGGCCCUCAUUAGAUGGAGCAGUCAGACUUCUUCAACCGGAGUCAGGAUGUUCCAGGUCCAGUACAACAGCUCUGGGGAUGACACACUGGUUUACAGGAUGAUUCCAUCCAGCAGCAAUGACUUCCUGGUUCGGGAUCUCGCCGCUGGACGCAACUACGAUCUUUGUGUCCUAGCCGUGUUCGAUGAUGUCGUCACAUCACUGACUGCAACUCGUCCUUUGGGCUGUCUGUCAUUCACUACGGACACGGAGUUCAGCCAGUGCCAGGCAUUGCACAGCCACUUCCUGGGUGGCACCAUGAUUAUCAUCAUCGGAGGGAUUAUUGUUGCUUCUGUGUUGGUUUUUAUAAUCAUCUUGAUGAUACGAUACAAGGUUUACAGCCAACAAGGGGCAGUCCACGGAAAAGCAGCCAUUGCAGCGACAGCGCCAAGACCGCAGAGCAACGGGCAAGGAGGAGGCGGCGGACAGGUCCAAGUCCUCCCUCACUCUGCCUCAAAAAUGCCCGACAGUCAGGAGGACCAAGCGCUAUCACCGUCCAGGGCUAUGUCGCCUAGCAACACUCUGAGAGACACUGUGGCAUUGGUAGAGGAGGCGUGUGGUGGACGGAGCAUAAUGACAAGGACUGACUCCUUGGCCAACGACGAGUUGCUCUCGCCCACCAAGUCCCGCUUCUCCUCCAGGGUCGCCAUUGAGAUGAAAAGCAGACCACCAUCUGUCGCCAAAGAACCCACCUCCCCCAAGGAACUGGCAGGUAGUGGAGCGACAGACAGGGACAUAGAGGAGGAAAGCAGUAGAGCAAGGGGGCAUUUCAAAGAGGUGGAAAGAAAGACAAAAGGAAGUUGAUAGAGAAAGAACGGGGAAGAAGGGAAAGCCAUAAAAUACAGUCCUACAGAAAGAGAUGGAGAAUGAGAAAUAGACAAUGUGUAAUUGGGGGUUUGAAAUUGAGCAUGAUUAUAACAGAGUGUGGAACAGUGAGAAACUGAGUGAGUGUGAAGGAGAGAAUGAAGAGAGAUGCCAUCCCAGCACUGGGAAGAUAGUAAGAGAGACAGAGGGGGAAACACUUGUUCUCUAUGUAGAGCUGAAGUAGCAUCUGAAGUCAGAGUAAACUCUCUACGGUUGUUGGUACCUCAGAUCGCUCAUCUCUUGCUCAGCAAAAUAAUUGUAUUCUUUAUUUUCCACAUAAAACUAAAAAGUCCCUCAUACAGUGUAGUGGAAUUAACCUAAAACCUCACUUCCUCCAAGCUCAUUGAUUUUCUGUUUUCUGCUCUUGCCAAUUACCAACCUUGAUUUCUGAACAAUGGAGGAUAUUUUACAAGGUAGAUAACUCAAAAAGCCUAAAAGCUGUUAAGGAGAAACUAGUGAGUUUACCUUGUUUGCCAAAAGUGAUAUACCGUAUGUACCUGAUGCUGUGACCUUUGUGCAAGAAACUGCACUUCUUGGGCCUUUGCUCAUGCUGAAAUCUUGAGAACGCUUUGUGGUUUGGAAUCAGAGGAGAGAGGGAUUUGGUGAUGCAAGCAUCCCAGCUAACAUUAUUAGUGUUUGUUGUGUGUCCUCUUUUCAGGUGCUACAAACUGUUAGACUAAGCACCCUGAGAAGGCUUGUUUGCAUUGAAAUUGACACAACCAGAGCUGUUGAGAGUAAAAAAGAAUGUUGCUUCAGUACAGAAAAGAAGGCUAUUGAAGGUUGCCUAAAGUUCAAUACCAAACCCCUUUAUAAAAAAUAUCGUUAUGAGGAAGUUAAACAUUUGCAAUUUUUGAAAACUGGAUUUGUCUUUUUAGCUAUCACAUCUGUGUGCAUACAUUGUGUAAAAGACGCUAUUACGUCUUUAAAGGGGCUGAUAUGCUCUCAUUAGUGUCUAUGCUGUGAAUAUUCUGUUUUCAAUUAUUCGUUACCCGAUAAAAGACAUUUUUCUGACACUCUCUUCACAAACAACAUUUAAUACAGCAUAUGAAUGUUCAGAUAGAUGCAUACACUCACAGUUCAGAUUUUGCCCCCUAGAGUGUUCUCUUUGUUCCUCAACGAUAAAGGAUGCUAAAAUACGUAGAAGAAGAAAAAACAUCAGAAAAAGGCUUUUAUGAUUUGCUAUACAGUAAGAAGACUGGAAGACCUUGGACAGCAGAGCCAAGAUUUGUGAUGAAAACUCUCUGACACCUAGACAUUAAACAAAUCCAUGACUGUGCUGGAACAUAAAACUACUUUCUGAAGAUUUUCCAGCCUUAAAACUAUUAGUACUAGUUAAACUUCAGGCUACCAUUCACUGUCACCUGAUGUCCCGCCUCUUGUCUGCCCGUGGAUUGACCUCUUGUGCCAGCUUGACUAAAGUAUUUUUAGUUUCCACAGUAGUUGCUCCUGCCUUACUGACAGGAAAUAGCUGUCAGUUGGUUGACAGUAGGUGAGAAACAGAAAGGUACACAGACAAUUUUUUCUCAACUGAAAUUGUAAUAAUUCAUUUAGGUUUGUUGUUGUGUAUUCACAGUAUUAUCUAAGUAGUGCAAAAACCCAUGACGGUAAAAGCGUGAUAAUAAUAGGAUGGUAUACUCUUUCCUUAACAUGCGAUGUACUGAUGGAAAAAUGAUUUUUAUGUAACUUUUGUCUCAUUGCCAGCAAAGGCUAUUCGAUAAAACCGUCUUAUUAUGUAAUCAGGCCCCAAGUCUCUUGAUUCAAUCUUUUGAAGUGCCUUGAUCACAAAGAUGGCUUAAAAUGCUCAAUAGAGCUACAAUAAUAAUAAUAAUAAUAAUAAUAAUAAUAAUAAUAGUAAAAUAAUCCAACAGAGCAUGAGAAUAUUAUUUCCGGGUAGAUUUUUAAUGUGCUAAACCCACUUCAGUGCGCUUCUCCUUUAACACUAAUCCACUCAGGAAAUGGAGGUUUCAUUAGAACGAAUAAAUGGAGACACCAUUUCACAUGAGUGGCUUAAACAGCUGAGUUGAACUUCUUUAUCAGCGACUGAUAUGUCAAUUCAAUUGGCCUCUUUGUAUGGGUUGAAAUGAGGUGUCAUUGAGCCUCACGUUGAUAGCGGGAAAGAGACGAGAGAUCUGUGCAGCGGCUUAGCAAACGAGUUCAGGGACGGUUUUCACCUUUGUGGACUCUGAUAGAUCUUAGUUAGUCGGACAUUUUUCACAAAUUAAGUGAGCUCACAUCACAGUCUAUAAUGAUAUUAUGAAAGAAGAGUUGUGGAGAUUUUUGAUGGUGUCAAGAGGUUGUUCUCAUUAAUAGGCUACUGGAUAAAAAAACAUCAUAGGAACAAGUUGUUUUCUAGUUGUUUUUCUCACAUCUGAAGCUAUGAGGGGGAAAGUUUGUUGUUCAGAAGGUUGAAGGCCAACUAGGAGUUACAAAGGAGCGCAGUCGAGGAGUGCUCAUUUGGGCUGUCACAGGAGAUAAUUUUGCAAACUGGGAUCAAGGAAUUAGCAUGGAUGAUUCUUUCUUGUAGCAAUGAGUUGCCACCAAAUGUGCAAAGUCAAAGGUUCCCCCUAUAGGCCUAAUUAACACUGACUGAAGUGUGUCACUCAAAGAAGCUUCCAAAGAUCAUCCCAGACUGCAACGACGCAGACAAACAAAGCAAUUAUUAAAGUUUUCAUUUUGACGCUUCACCCAGGAGGAGAAAGUUACCGCUGGCCUUUUGUGUUCCGUGUUUCCUCUCUUUGAUUCCAGGAUCGCUGGCACUUUGAGGGCAACCUACAAUGAGGGAUGAUACACAUAUGUGUGUACGGAAGCUGUUGGGGUUUCUCAGGGUGUAGCCGUGUCUGAUGUGUUUCACUGGUUGCUGCAUUGCAGAGAAAGACAACAUUGAUCUGAUCAGAGAGAGAACCGCAGUGAGUCAGAGCGCCUGAGGAACAGAGCAGCUGACAGAUACACAGAGAGGCCCCAUUAAAGGCCCACGGUUGUCAGAUAUGUAACCCAACAUGAAAAAAUAGGCACAUUGUGGGUGAUAGUUCUUGUGUUUGUUUGCUUUUCAUAGACUGCUUUGUUCACAUUCAUAUGUGAACUGGAUACAUCAUUUUGAAUUUGGUAAAUCUUGUUUUGAGAAGUGCUUAUAGGAUUAUGUUUCCUUUUUUUGAACGGAAAACAGCUUUCAUGAUAAUUGGGGUUUGCUAUAGAUAAAAACAAAUAUUAACCUACCAGAGACUCAUUUUGAAAGAGUUUGUUCUUUUGUGAUGUACCCACUGGUGCAAGAGAUAAUAAUAAUAAAUAAUGUAAGAAACUGAAGACAAAGUUGAUAUUCCUCACUCUGUAAAGAUGCAUUUUAAAGUUUAAUUUAAGUUAAUAUCAAUUUUCAGAGGUCUAAGUCUUUAGUGCCAGUCUUUUAAGUGCAAAAUUCUGUAUUUGUUUUACUUUCUAUUGUAUCCCCCUGCCAUGGCUCAGAAAGGAGGCAGAGGGAAUACCCUGGUCGUCCUAAUUCUUCAAUAACUCUGGGAGAUACUCAAUAUAUCUGUCUCACCUCAUCAUUUCUGCUGAGCCUUUAAAUGCAUUUGUUUGCACCAAAGGACUGAGGAUUUCGUCCGUCAUCCUUUAGAGUAUAGUUAUACCGGGAGGGAAUCAGGCAUGAACACAGCAACAGAUAUCCUGUACAUGUGGUUAUGUUUUUAUUGUAUUUUACAUAAAAAUCUGAACCUAUCCCUCAGUUAGAAAAAUAAAUCAAUGAACAAAUAGACAGUAUGGAACAUUUUGACAAUCAGAGAUUCACCUUGGAGUUCUAGCUCUAGCUUGUGGCAUGAUGCCGCAUGUGGAGUCAGCAUCAGAAGUAUCUCUUUAACCUGAAUACUAAGUGGGCAAUUUUCUAUCAAGAUUAUCAAUAAUUAUAUGCUUGACACAAACAUUUUAUGAUUAUUUCAAGCAAAGUGCUAUUAGUAUAAAAACAGGCAUUGAAUGUGUGUGUUUGUGUGUGAAAUAUAUUAACAACAUUUUGGGGACAAAAAUGAUGUUUCCUCAAGGUAAACCAUUCAUUUUAAGGGGUUAAGACAUGUACCUAAAUGGAAGUCAAUAUAAUGUCCUCACAGGGAUGAAAACAAGUGUGAUGAAUGUGUGUGUGUGUGUUUGUGUGUGUGUGUGUGUGUGUGUGUGUGUGUGUGUAUGUAAGCUUGGCUACCAAAUCCCUGCCGGUCUGUGCAUGCAUUGGUGUGUUGUGCACAAGGUUUAAGGUUUAACCGCCUUGAGCCAGUGUAAAUGUUCCCACGAGGUUAGGCCAGAUAGUGAAAAAGCCGAGGACAACACGGGGAUGUGUGUGACUCUGUGAGAAGUGCAAGAAUGUGUUCUCCCCAUGGCCCAUCCAUGACCCUGUAGCCUGUCUGUCCUCCAUGUAUUUUAAUCUAUCACCACUCCUUUCAGUGUCAUCCCGUAUGCCCGGCCUCAUUUUUCACUGCCAUCUGUCUCUCUAAAUUCAUCUCUCGCAAUACCCCCCCAUAUCUCUCUCUCCCCCCUCACAAAGUGUUUCUCAAGCUCUCUCUGUCACUUUCUCUGGUCUUUCUUCUCAACCAGCUUUUUGACUAUCCUGACAUUUUUGCUUACUUUCUUUGCUGUUUUGCUCCGUCGACAUAUGUGUUUUCCUCAGAUUUUCACUGUUGUUCUCAAUGUCUUUCUCUCACUCUUUUGCCUUCUCUCUCUCUCUCUGUCUCUCUCUCUGUCUCUCUCUCUCUCU
Molecule: messenger RNA, 8089 nt
Organism: Anarrhichthys ocellatus (wolf-eel)
Lineage: Eukaryota; Metazoa; Chordata; Actinopteri; Perciformes; Anarhichadidae
Product: leucine-rich repeat and fibronectin type III domain-containing protein 1-like protein
Exons: 9
Coding region: 1174-3300 (708 amino acids)
Molecular function (GO): protein binding
Source: RefSeq, a predicted model, not a curated record